GAAUGAAGGAAUUAAAUGGCGUUGAAAAGCCUCAACUACGCUCAACUUCAGUUAGGUGCUGGCAUUAACUAUCUUCACCCGCCUCCUCUAUAUACGCACGCACAAUAUCAGCAUUAUCCCUCAAACCUUUUAUCAGUGAUUGUGGUGAUACUUCAGCAAUCACUUCCAACCAUGGCCAAUGAACGCGAUCUUUUUUCCACGGAGAUUGUGAACCGUGGAAUUGAAUCUUCGGGUCCCAACGCCGGCUCCUUGACCUUCUCCGUGAGGGUGAGGCGGCGGCUGCCGGACUUUCUUCAGUCCGUCAACCUCAAGUACGUCAAGUUGGGUUACCAUUAUCUCAUAAACCAUGGCAUUUACUUGGUCACCAUUCCUGUGCUUCUUCUGGUGUUCAGCGCUGAGGUCGGCAGCCUCAGCAAAGAAGAGCUAUGGAAGAAGCUCUGGCAAGAUGCCUGCUACGAUCUCGCCACCGUCCUCGCUUUCUUCGGCGUCUUUGUCUUCACCUUGUCUGUUUACUUCAUGUCAAAGCCUCGCUCCAUUUACCUCAUUGAUUUUGCAUGCUUUCAGCCCAACGACGACCUCAAGGUCUCAAGGGAGCAGUUCAUUGAGCUAGCAAGAAAAUCAGGCAAGUUUGACGAGGAGAGCUUAGCGUUCCAGAAGAGGAUAUUAAUGUCGUCGGGCAUAGGGGACGAGACUUACAUCCCAAAGGCAGUGAUAGCGUCUAGUGAAAACUGCGCAACAAUGAAAGAAGGUCGAGCAGAAGCAUCCACGGUUAUGUUCGGAGCACUGGACGAGCUGUUUGAGAAAACCAAGGUUCGUCCCAAGGACGUGGGUGUUCUAGUGGUGAACUGCAGCAUCUUCAACCCCACACCAUCACUCUCAGCGAUGAUCAUAAACCACUAUAAGAUGAGAGGAAAUGUUCUAAGUUACAACCUUGGUGGGAUGGGCUGUAGUGCUGGGAUUAUAGCCAUAGACUUGGCAAGAGACAUGCUUCAGUCCAACCCAAACAAUUAUGCUGUGGUGGUGAGCACUGAGAUGGUAGGAUUCAAUUGGUAUCAGGGAAAGGAGAGAUCUAUGCUCAUUCCAAACUGUUUCUUUCGCAUGGGUUGCUCUGCUGUUCUUCUGUCCAAUCGUCGUCGUGACUAUAGGCGUGCCAAGUACCGUCUCGAACAUAUUGUUCGCACCCAUAAAGGUGCCGACGACCGCAGCUUCAGGUGCGUAUACCAAGAGGAAGAUGAACAAAAAUUCAAGGGGCUGAAGGUGAGCAAGGACCUGAUGGAAAUAGGAGGUGAUGCGCUCAAAACCAACAUCACGACACUAGGACCUCUGGUUCUACCCUUUUCAGAGCAGCUUCUCUUCUUCGCCACCUUGGUCUGGAGGCACCUAUUUGGUGGUAAAUCUGCAGGAGGCAAUUCAUCAUCUCCACAGAAACCUUACAUCCCAGACUACAAACUUGCCUUUGAACAUUUUUGUGUGCAUGCUGCCAGUAAGACCAUUCUUGACGAGCUACAGAGGAACCUGGAACUAAGUGACAAGAACAUGGAGGCCUCCAGGGUGACCCUGCACCGUUUUGGCAACACGUCAAGCAGCAGCAUAUGGUAUGAACUCGCUUAUUUGGAAGCUAAAGAGAGGGUCGGAAGAGGAGACCGUGUUUGGCAACUAGCUUUUGGGUCUGGCUUCAAGUGCAACAGUAUAGUUUGGCGUUCCAUGCGCCGUCUCAAGAGGCCCACUGCCAACCCCUGGCUUCACUGCAUCGACAGAUACCCUACGUCUCUUUCUCAAUCUCCUUGAGUUGAGAUAUGCCAAGUUCAAACGAUUAUAUCAGUGAUGAUAGUUAAGAAAGCUUUAUGGUUAUUCUUAGUGGGUCUUUAAAUCUUAUUUUGCUGUCUCGAGAUUGUUUACUGGUAUUGGAAAAUGCUGAAUAGUGUGCCUCUACUUGUGCUUCUCUGUCUCUUUGUUGCGUAAGAUUUUCAAAAUAAUCAAAGAUCACUUACAUUGACAA
Molecule: messenger RNA, 1999 nt
Organism: Prosopis cineraria
Lineage: Eukaryota; Viridiplantae; Streptophyta; Magnoliopsida; Fabales; Fabaceae
Product: 3-ketoacyl-CoA synthase 10
Exons: 3
Coding region: 16-1788 (590 amino acids)
Biological process (GO): fatty acid biosynthetic process
Cellular component (GO): membrane
Molecular function (GO): acyltransferase activity, transferring groups other than amino-acyl groups
Source: RefSeq, a predicted model, not a curated record